AAAAAUAAUGUUGUUCAGCCACUAAACAUUGCUUGAUAUUUUUCUCUCUUUUCUGGCAAAAUAUCACUCUAGAUAAUUAAGUUUAUGACUUAUGAGUUAUGACAUGACACCGUUUACUUUGAAUCUUGCAACAUCUUCAGUAAUUUUAGGCACAAGAGUCUUCUUUCAUGGCUCUACAACUUUAUAAUAUUAAUCAAUAUUUGUUCCCUUAUUUCGUUUUCUAAGUUCUAUCUUCUGUGCCAGUAACCAAGAGUAGAGACCAAUGAGAAUUACAUUGAUUUCAUUUUUUUCCUUUAAUAUUUUCUUUUACUGCAUAUAUCUCACUUUUCAUGUUUAUGUUGCUUCUGGAAAUUGUCUUGUUGAUCAACAAUCAUUGCUACUUCAAUUAAAGAACAGUCUCACUUUCAAGCCCGAAAGUUCUACCAAACUGAAGUUGUGGAAUUCAAGCAUUGCUUGCUGUGAUUGGAUUGGUGUAACAUGUGACAGUAAAGGAUUUGUUAUUGGUCUUGAUCUGAGUGGUGAAUCAAUCUCUGGUGGAUUUGACAAUACAAGUAGUCUUUUUGAUCUCCAACAUCUUCAAAAAUUAAACUUUGCAGUUAACAAUUUCAGUUCUGUUAUUCCAUCAGGAUUCAACAAGUUGCAGAUGUUAACUUAUCUGAAUUUGUCAUAUGCUAGCUUUGUGGGGCAGAUUCCUAUUGAGAUUUCUCAACUUACAAGGUUGGUUACUCUUGAUAUCUCUUCUUUUAGCUAUUUAAUUGGACAAGGGUUGAAACUUGAGAAACCAAAUCUACAAAAGCUUGUUCAAAAUCUCACUAGUAUUAGGCAAUUGUAUUUGGAUGGUGUAAGUAUAACAGCUCAAAGACAAAAAUGGUGCAAUGAUUUGUCAUCACUCCAUGACUUGCAAGAAUUGAGUAUGUCAUAUUGCAAUUUAUCAGGACCACUUGAUUUGUCUUUGUCUAAACUUGAGAAUCUAUCAAUCAUUAUUCUUGAUGGUAACAACUUUACAUCCACAGUGCCUAAAACAUUUGUCAAUUUUAAAAAUUUGACUAUCCUUAGUAUUCCAUUUUGUGGAUUGACUGGAACAUUUCCACCAGAGAUUUUCCAAAUGGAAACAUUGUCAUUUAUUGACUUAUCCUUCAACUACAAUCUCCGUGGUUCAUUUCCAGAAUUUCUGCCAACUGGAUCUCUUCAAACCUUAAGGGUAAGUAACACAAGCUUCAAUGGAUCAUUUCCAUACACUAUUGGUAAAAUGAGGCACUUAUCUGAAAUAGAUCUUUCUAAUUGUAAAUUUAAUGGAACACUUCCCAAUUCACUGUCAAACCUUACAGAACUUAGAUACAUAGAUUUUUCAUCCAAUAGGUUUACAGGUCAAAUGCCAUCAUUUAGGAUGGCCAAAAACCUUACCCACCUAGACCUUUCUCAUAAUCAUUUAAGUGGUGCAAUUCCAUUAUCUUCUCACUUUGAAGGACUGCAUAAUCUUGUUAGCAUUGACUUGAGUUAUAAUUCUAUCAAUGGGAACAUUCCUUCAUCACUUUUUACACUUGCAUCAGUGCAGAAGAUUAGACUUUCAUUCAACCAGUUUAGUAAAUUUGACAAGUUCAUAAUUUUGUCUUCAUCUGUAGUGAACACUCUUGAUUUAAGUAGCAAUAGUCUAUCAGGGCCUUUUCCAAUAUCUAUCUUCCAGCUCAGUUCACUUUCUUUCUUGGAUCUUUCCUCUAAUAGGUUGAAUGGUUCACUGCAGCUAGAUGAGCUUUUGAAGCUUAUAAAUUUAACUGCAAUAGACCUUUCAUUCAAUAACAUUUCAAUCAAUGUGAAUGAUGCAAAUGCCAACCAGUCUUCCUUUCACAAUAUUAGCACACUAAAUUUGGCAUCUUGCAACCUGAAAACUUUCCCCAGUUUCUUGAGAAACAAAUCCAAAUUAGCCAUUCUAGACCUUUCACAUAAUCAAAUUCAAGGAACAAUACCCAACUGGAUAUGGAUGCUACCAAAUCUUCAAAGUCUUAAUGUUUCUCACAAUAUGCUCACAAAUUUGGAAGAACCUUUGCAAAAUCUCACUUCAAAUUUGAUAUCCCUUGACCUUCAUAACAACCAAUUGCAGGGAUCAAUACCUGUUUUUCCUAAAUACGCUUCGUAUUUAGAUUACUCAAUGAACAAAUUUGGCUUAGUUAUCCCACAAGAUAUUGGUAACUACCUGAAUUUCACCACUUUUCUUUCUCUUUCAAAUAAUAGUUUAGAUGGAAAUAUUCCUGAUUCCAUCUGCAAUGCUUUGAAUCUUCAAGUGCUUGAUCUUUCCAUUAAUAACAUUUCUGGAACAAUUCCAUCAUGUCUAAUGUCAAUGACUGAAACCCUUGUGGUAUUAAAUCUGAAGAUGAACAAUCUCAAAGGCUUUAUUCCAGAUGAGUUCCCACCUGAUUGUGUUCUAAGGACUCUAGAUCUCAAAAAGAAUAAGUUAGAUGGAAAGAUUCCAAAAUCUCUUGUGAAUUGCUCAGCAUUAGAAGUGUUAGACCUUGCAAAUAACAAUAUCCAUGACACAUUUCCAUGCAUGUUGAAGAACAUAUCCACACUCCGUGUCCUCGUCUUGCGCCAAAACAGGUUCUAUGGUACCCUCAGAUGUCAAAAGACCAAUGGCACUUGGCACAAGCUUCAAAUAGUUGAUAUAGCCUUUAAUAACUUCAGUGGCAAGCUACCUGGAAAUUGCUUCACAAAGUGGGAGGCAAUGAUGUCUGAUGAAAACCAAUCUGAUUCAAAGGUAAACCAUGUCCGAUUUCAGAUUCUUCAAUUCAGUCAAAUAUAUUAUCAGGAUUCAGUGACAGUUACAAGCAAAGGUCAACAGCUUGAGUUGGUUAAAAUUCUAACUGUCUUCACUUCUAUCGAUUUCUCAUCCAAUCAUUUCGAUGGCGAAAUACCAAAACAGUUAUUCGACUUCAUAGCACUCUAUGUGCUCAACUUGUCAAACAAUGCACUUUCUGGCCAAAUUCCAUCCUCAAUUGGAAAUCUACAGCAGCUUGAGUCCUUAGAUCUAUCAAACAAUUCACUGGAAGGAAAAAUUCCAACAGAGCUUUCAAAUCUUUCUUUCCUAUCAUUCCUAAACCUCUCUUAUAAUCAACUCUCAGGAAAAAUCCCUACAGGUACUCAACUUCAAUCAUUUCAAGAAACUUCUUUCAUUGGUAAUGAAAAACUAUGUGGACCUCCAUUGACAACAAACUGCACCAGCACCAAUACAAGUCGAACGACAAAAGAAUCUGUCGUUGAACUUGAUUGGCAGUAUAUAUUCAGUGGAGUUGGUUUUGGAGUUGGAGCUGGGCUAGUUUUUGCACCAUUGAUGAUUUGGGAGAGAGGUAGGAAAUGGAGCAAUGGCAUCAUUGAUAAAAUUCUCAUUGCAAUUCUUCCAUUAUUUGGAUUAACUUAUACCCCAAUUGGCAAUGAUGAUGAUGAAGAUGACACAAAAGAUGACUCUAAUAUGACAGAUGACAGUGAUUACAAUGAAGAUGAAAAUGAUUUGAGUUAUCAAAGGUUGUAUUGUGUCUUUUGUUCCAAACUUGAUAUUAUUAACAAAAAGGUUGUUCAUGACUCCAACUGCACAUGCUACAAUUCAUCACCAGCUUCAAAUUCAACCAAUUUAUCAGAUUCAUAUUCUUCAUAGUCACAUAUACAAAAGAUGAAAAAUUGAGCUUCUGUUUUUGUUUACUUUUAUUCUUUUCUCUGAAUGAAUACAUGUAUAUGUAUUGUACAUAAACAUAUAAAAUCAUUUCCAACUGUGGAAACCAAGCAAUGAGAAAUCAAAGAGUGUUAAUAUCGGUUUGAUGAGUUAAAGGUUAAGAAAUAAAGUCAAUGUUCGGUCACAAUUUUUUUGGACCAUUCAAA
Cicer arietinum (chickpea) is the source of this 3864-nucleotide messenger RNA. Its product is annotated as receptor-like protein 6. Lineage: Eukaryota; Viridiplantae; Streptophyta; Magnoliopsida; Fabales; Fabaceae. Gene Ontology annotation, molecular function: protein binding. The record is from RefSeq and is a predicted model, not a curated record.